AGCAGAGGAGGGGAGAUGUGGAGAAGGAGGGAUAGAGGAAAAGGAGGAGGAGGAGGUGAAAGUCUGAAUAAGAAAGCAGCUCCUCCCGCUUCCUUGAGCUGCCUGCACACCGGACCGCAGCAGCGGCACAAAAAGCACCAAUCAGCAGCAAAAUCACGUCCUUAUUCGGAUUUAACUCACCGUGAGUGGCCGAGACUUCCCCGGAGCACCGACGGCACUGCCGCGACUCCACUAGUACCCCUCUCUGAACCGACCGAGCGAGCGACCGACAUGCUCUCCCCGGGACUCUCCGUGUCUCUGCUGGCCGUGUCCUGCGCUCUGUGGCCGGCUGCGGCGGUCCGCGCGGCGUCCUGUGAGUCGGUGCGUAUCCCGCUGUGCCGGUCCAUGCCGUGGAACAUGACCAAGAUGCCGAACCACCUCCACCACAGCACGCAGGACAACGCGGUGCUGGCUAUCGAGCAGUUUGAAGGGCUGCUGGGUACCGGCUGCAGUCCGGAUUUGCUCUUCUUCCUGUGUGCCAUGUACGCUCCCAUCUGCACCAUCGACUUCCAGCACGAGCCCAUCAAACCGUGCAAGGCGGUGUGCGAGCGGGCAAAGAACGGCUGCGAGCCGGUAAUGAAGCGCUACAACCACAGCUGGCCCGACAGCCUGGCCUGCAGCGAGCUGCCGCUGUACGACCGCGGAGUCUGCAUCUCACCGGAGGCCAUCGUCAAGGCAGAGGGACCAGAUCCAUACUACCAGGACCCAGCCAGGUGUAACCCAGAAUCCAGUCCAGACUUCCCAAUGGACUCCAACAACCUUCACUGCAGUAAACCAAGUGGAGAUCGCUGUAAGUGUAAGAACGUCAAGAUGAGUUUGAAAAACUACAUGAAGAGCAACUACAACUACGUGAUCCGGGUGAGGGUGAGGGAGGUGAGGAACCACGGCCUGGAGCCCACAGCGGUGGUGGAGGUGAAGGAGGUGAUCAAGUCUUCGUUGGUCAACAUUCCCAAGGAGACGCAGACGCUCUACUACUCGUCCUCCUGCCUGUGUCCUCCUCUGACUCCUGGGGAAGAUUAUCUCAUCAUGGGCUACGAGAACGAGGAGACGUCCAGGUUGCUCCUGAUUGACACCUCCAUUGCUCAAAGGUGGAAGGAAAAAAUGGGCAGGAAGGUCAAGAGAUGGAACCAGAUCGUGAGGUCUCGAGAGCAAAGUCGCCACUGAGAUCUGAGUGUGUGUGUGUGUGUGUGUGUGUGUGUCUGUGUGUGAGUGUGUGUAGAUAUUGCACUAUCACAGGCUGUUGUAGCUGAAUGUAGAUCAUCUCUUCAUCUAUCAGACUGGAGUCUGAUUUUUGUCAUUUAUUUUCUUUGCACAAACAUUAUUUAGCUUGUGUGUGUGUGUGUGUGUGUGUGUGUGUGUGUGUGUGUGUGUGUGUGUGUGUGUGUGUGUGUGUGUGUGUGUGUGUGUGUACCUAAAGCACUCAAUAAAGACAAGAGAGGGGGUGGAGCUUCAAAGCUGUAGUACUAAACCCUACGCACAGCCAUACAGUAUGUACAUGACACUUUUUUUUUUUGGAACAAAUGUUUUCUUUUAAGUGGCGGCCAUGUUGGCUCCAUGGUCACAGUCUCAUAUAAUCCCGGAUGUUGGCCAUGUGACCUGUAAACAAUGUUUAAUUGAGGACAUUUAAAUGACACAAAAGCCAUUUGGACUUGGACAUUUUGGACUAUGACAGAUCUGUAGUGAUGACCUUAACUUCAAUGAAUGAACUCUGCCAAAAAAAGGAAAGAAUAAUAUUCACAGCAACAAGAGCAAGAAGACCAUCUGCAACAAGAACGACUGCAACAGCCGCAGCAGAAUGUGGGCAGACGGAGAGUUUACUUCAGUAUUGUUGGAUGCAGCGUUGUCUUAGAUUGUACAGAUGUACUUAGUGAAGAGUAUAGAGACAGAGAGCAUUUAGGUCCUGCCCCCACCGGAGGGGGAAACAACUCUCCGCUCUCCAUUGACUUGUGUUGAGUGAAGGUUUCCUCCUCGUCUAUUACGUCUGCUAGCAAACAACAGAAACGUGCCUAAAAGCUGCCGUGUGGUGAUAUCAACUACCAACAGGGUAAAUAAGCCAGAACUUAAGUUUUUAUAAGCUGGCGAUCUGAAAAACUGAGCUUUUAUGAAGACAGAAGUGGAAACAGACGUGAGGAAUCAGCAGAGAGAAUGGUGAGACACUAAGCUAACGUUAUGACCGACGUUACGUGUGUUAGCUUAACUUACAGACAUAUAGUUAGCCUUAAAACUAACAUUUGGCUUGGUAACAAAAUGCUUGCUGCAAACGUAACAUCGGACAUAAUGUUAGAUCACCACACAGCAGCUUUUAGGCAUGUUUCUGUUGUUUGCUAGCAGAGGAAAUAGACGAGGAGGAAACCUUCAUGCAACACAAGUCAAUGUGUUGACCCCCGGUGGACGUGGCCUUCAGAGUAUGACGCGAUGCGCUCGGUCUCUAUGUUCUGUAAGAAGAGUACGGAGUGUGCCACUAGAAUUAUUUUAAAGACUUUUUUGUGUUUGGUUAUGAUCAAUUAUUAAGUUAAUAUUUAAUAUAAUAAUAAGUGAAUAUGGAAUAUGAAACCAACUAAAAAACAUUUUUAAAUUCCAUUUUAAAAAUCAUUUAAAGCUAUAGUGCUCCUCCACACAGUUGCUAGUAGCCAAGGAGGACACGGAAGAUUAAAAAACAUUGGCCUCUUCAGAAGAGGUCAUUAUCUAUAAUGAUAUAUAUAAGAAAAGGGAUUACCGACUGACAAAUUUAAUCUUUUAAAUGCUAAUUUUAUGAAGUCACAAUGGCACACUCCAGGCUCCCAAUCAUGCCUUGGUUGGACCAGGUUGAUCAAGUCAUGUCACGUACAGAGUUAUGUUUCGAGGGGAAGUAAAACAGGGCAUGUUAAACCAUUA
Sander lucioperca (pikeperch) is the source of this 2913-nucleotide messenger RNA. It is a transcript of the gene frzb, whose product is annotated as frizzled related protein. Gene Ontology annotation, molecular function: Wnt-protein binding. Gene Ontology annotation, biological process: canonical Wnt signaling pathway; non-canonical Wnt signaling pathway. Bases 16 to 1203 code for a protein of 395 amino acids. Gene Ontology annotation, cellular component: cytoplasm. The record is from RefSeq and is a predicted model, not a curated record. The transcript has 9 exons. NCBI's taxonomy places the organism in Eukaryota, Metazoa, Chordata, Actinopteri, Perciformes, Percidae.